CUGGCUCAUUUUUGUAACGGUACUGCGUCUGUACGGGAGUGUCCAACUGUUGGGCAAGCGAUCGGGCAAACAGAAUGAUAAGCGAGUGACAAGUGGACUAUUUGUUCCAAGUGGAUAAUGUAGGUCGGUUAUAGGUAGUUUGUUUUGUUAAUUGCUAGAAAUCUGAGGAUAAUUAUCAGCUCUUGACGCUGUCAUCUAGUGUGCCGUGUGAGAUUUUGUGCUGGAGUGAACGCUCUGUGGUGAAGUUACAGUAAACAGUUCGUUGGUGGUUAUCUGGAGUGCGUCGCGAUGGCAGAAGCAGCAGCCGCCGCUGGCACUAACCCCAACGCGGAAAUAGUGCGUGGCCAGGUGUUCGAAGUGGGCCCCAGAUACACAAACCUUCAGUAUAUUGGGGAAGGAGCGUACGGGAUGGUUGUGUCGGCCUUCGACAACGUGAAGAAGACGAAAGUCGCCAUUAAGAAAAUAUCGCCAUUCGAACACCAGACAUACUGUCAAAGGACGCUACGAGAAAUCAAAAUUUUGACCCGGUUUAAGCAUGAAAAUAUUAUUGAUAUACGGGAUAUUUUAAGAGCAGAAACUAUUGAUCAAAUGAAAGACGUCUACAUCGUACAGUGCUUAAUGGAAACGGACCUCUACAAAUUGUUAAAAACACAGAAAUUAAGCAACGAUCACAUCUGUUACUUCCUAUACCAAAUUCUGCGAGGGCUCAAGUACAUUCACUCGGCGAACGUUCUGCACAGAGAUCUUAAGCCCUCCAACCUAUUACUGAACACCACCUGUGAUUUGAAGAUUUGCGACUUCGGUCUGGCGCGAGUAGCGGACCCCGACCACGACCACACCGGCUUCCUCACGGAGUACGUCGCCACUCGCUGGUACAGAGCCCCGGAGAUUAUGCUCAACUCCAAGGGCUACACCAAGUCGAUAGACAUCUGGUCCGUGGGCUGUAUCCUGGCGGAGAUGCUGUCGAACAGACCCAUCUUCCCGGGCAAGCACUACCUGGACCAGCUGAACCACAUCCUCGGAGUUCUGGGCUCGCCCAGCCGUGAGGACCUGGACUGCAUCAUCAACGAGAAGGCCCGCGGCUACCUGGAGUCGCUGCCGUUCAAGCCGCGCGUGCCUUGGGCGGAGCUGUUCCCCGGGGCAGACGCGCGGGCGCUGGACCUGCUGCAUCGCAUGCUGACCUUCAACCCGCACAAGCGCAUCACCGUAGAGGAGGCGCUCGCGCAUCCCUAUCUCGAGCAGUACUACGACCCCAACGACGAGCCAGUGGCGGAGGAGCCCUUCAGGUUCGCGAUGGAGCUGGACGACCUGCCCAAGGAGACGCUCAAGAAGUACAUCUUCGAGGAGACGCUACUGUACAAGCAAACAAACGAAGGCGCGUAAGCGGCGACACAGCGCAAGGACCAAGGUCAGGCGUAGUCUGCAUGCAAACUCCACGUUUUGUUUUCUUCUGUUCAAUGGUUGACAGACGGUAACAACGUUCCUGAGAUAUUGCAUUGAUGACAUCACUUUUUGGGUUUUAUCUUGCUUAUCAAAUACGCCGUGAGUAAUUCAACAGUAUUCCGCUAAGCAUACGAUUCAAAUAACAAGCUAUCUGAAGGAAAUAUAAAGAGGAAAACCGUAGUGUUUGCAUGCAGAUAAGCCGGGCCGCACGGAGUGGACUGUCAUGGCGGCGUCACGUCGCAUGUGGUCGGUUAACCAAAGCGUAUAGUUAACCAUGAUGUUGUAUUUUCUCUAAGUAUUCGACGUUUUGGACUUGUCAGUUUAAUAAGAUAUUUUUGCUAUAACGCUGCUGUUGGUUUUUAACGGAAUCAAUUAAGAUGCCAUUCGUUGAUAUCGAACCGUGAAGUUGUGAACGUAGUCUACUUUUUCGUUAGCGCUGGAACACGGCCCGGCCGCCAAGCAAGGCAGGCGGUUAUUACCGGGAUCGAUACAGAUUUCUUUAGCGUGACGCUGACGGCAUAAUGACGAUGCAAUGUUACUCUCAAAAGGCUGCUAAACUAGAGCACUCAGCCGUAGCAUAACAAAUGCCCGUUUUAUGUACGAAGUUCGGAAAAGAUAACAUUUAGAUUAACUUUGUAACUUAGCAAUUUUGAUUAGCGUUUCGUUGUCGGAGAGGUAUCAUAAAACAUAUGACUGGGUCAAAAUGUAGUGUAAACAGUAUAUUAUAAAACUUAGACAACUCGUAGGAUCAUAGAUAGGACUUUUCUGAAAUUUAUAAACGUUAAACAUACCUAGUCGUAUAAUUUCUAAAUGAGGUGAAUGAUGAAGUGUUUGUCGAAAGUUGGGGAUGCUGUUGCAUGGGUGUUUUACAGUAUUACGAGGAUCGAUUUCACAUUCGUUACUGAUACGAUUCAGAUCUCGUUUAGCAAUUAAUCGGAGUGAGGUCUCGCAUCGAUUGGCAACGUCAGAAACGAAAUAAGACAACAUUCGAUGUUUUGCGAAUUUCAAUACAACUAUAUUACUAUGUGGACUAAUUGCUGUAGAGUAAAACAUGUUGAUAUUUUAUAAAUGUAUGUUCAAGUAAAGGAAACCGUAAACAUCUAAUAUUGUUCCACAUUAUAUUGUUGUUGAAAUGAUUCACAGCUUACAAUCGGAAAUUAGGGAAGUAGAAAAAUAUGGACCUAUAUUUGGAAUAUUUUGACAUUUUAGAUUACUAUAUUUUUUUAGUGUAUGAGAUAGUAAGGUAGUUCCUAGCGUCGUGUGGGUAUCUCGCGGGGCACACGGCAUAGGUUUAGCUGAACCGUAAGGUUUGUAACUGUCUAUUUUGCUUAAAUAUCGGAAAUGAAAAACAAUGAGGGCUAUCGUUUUUAUACUUAACAGUUGGCACCCCUGGCGAUUGACAGGACGUUACUCUACAGUGGCGCCAUCUUGAUGAGUGCAAAUGCGAUAGUCCUCCUACCACUUUAGCACUCACCAGAUGGUGCCACUGUCUUCGCUACUAGCAAGUGACAAGACCUUACUCUACAGUGGCGCAAACUGGUGAGCGCUAAAACGAUAGCCCACAUUCUAUAAACAUAAUUAUACGGUUGUAGGAUAUUAUGAUAGUUUUGGAUCAUUUCAAUGACAUCGAAUUUUGGCACGCCUGAUGUCCUGGGACCUAGUACCCUCGUAUCGUGUCAACAGUAAAAUACAAAGUUGAAGGCAGGCAUGAAAAUUAAAGUUAGCGGAGGACGGGUGUUGAUGUAAAUAUUUUUACAUUUCGAAUUAAUGUAUUUUGAAGUGUCACAGAAUAAUAACUUCGAGCACAUACAUACACUUUAUUCAUUAAUUCUGAUGUGAUUUUAAUAAGGUUUAAUAUUGUAUUUCUCGUCGAUGCGGCGGCCCUCGUUGAAAAACUUGCGUGCUUCAAUUGUUUCUAUGAUAAUGAUUAAUAAUUCUCGUCUUCCUUGUAUUUGAUGUUGCGCACAACGUUUAUAGCGUAGUUAAUUCUUCAUAUCAGAUAUUUUAAAGAGACGUUGUUAGGGUAUUAUGAAAUUUAGUUGGUGAUUGUGCGGUUAAAUGGGACAAGUUUUUCAACGGAUGGUCCACAGGUGAUGAUGAUGAGGGUUCCAUCUGUUGCGGUGCGUCCAGGAGACCAUGCCGAGUGGUGGGUCACGAUCAAUUUUGCGGACGACGGUCUAUCUACACUAAGACUCGUUAAAUAGUUGUUUGUUAAAAUAUUUAAGAAGCAUGUUAGCUAUACUUUAACUGAAAACAAGUUGCGCUAAAACAGGAUUCAUGAGAUUCGAUCAUAGAGAAUGAUAAUAUUUUGAAUGUAAAUUUUAAGAAUAAAGUAAAUAAACUUUCAGAAAUCUGUUGUCGUUGUAACGUUAGGUACCUACUCGUCUUCGUAAAACUUAAGUGAGUUCAAAAUGUGUUCUAACUUUUAAAAAUUGCUGAUUUGCACAUGGCUCGUAAUAGGUAUGGUGACACCAAUUGCAAUUAAUUUAAGCACAUUUUAAUGAAAUGCAAUGCUAACGAUAACUAGCGCUUAAUUCAACAUCAAAAUAUAUGCCUCAAUGUUUAACUUGUUGAGCCGCUAUACCCGCGUUAAUUGAUGGUGUCAACAUGCCUGUUCGUUACUCAUUCAUUGGUAAAUACAUUAGAUUAUAUUGUAUUGUAUAAUUCACAAAAUACCAUUUUGCUGUUAUCGGAUCAUGUGGAAUCAGCAUAUAAUUCAAUAAAUUUACUGAUAGUAAUGAACCAAAGCGUUCAAGUAUUAUCUUGAUUCCGCCAAUCAGACAAUGAAAUUUGCCUAUUUCUAUGUACAGUUGUCAGUGUUAUUACUUCGUCAUGAUAUAUCAUCGCUUAGAGAAAGGGUGUAAUUUAAAUUUCGAUAAUAUUUUAGAAAUAAAUCGCUGGUUGAGCAUUUGAAGUCGUGAGAAGAGUUUCGUUUAUAUUUUUACAAUUCGAAUAAAGUGCAAUAGUUUUUCGCAGUCGACGGCGAACGUGCGUGGCGGUGGGGCGGUGGCAAUAAAAAAGAUCAUUUCGCAGAUUUCAUAGUCGGAAUAAAUUUCCUGGCAAAUUGCUCGCAAUAAUCCCGCAAACACGCGUCCUAUUUUUAUUAUUUCCUCCGUGCUAAGCUAAGCUCGGGGAAGGGAUUUAAAAAGUACAUGGAGGACGCAUAUGCAAUAUUCUUAAUGGUUAAUAUUUUCUAAUUUGCUUUGCAUAGAAAUGCACUGUUAUUUUAAUUUUUAAUUUAUUAAGACCACGGUCCCACCGGGCUCUACUUUAUGACUAAGAAUAAUAAAUUAGUGCUCUCCAAUUCUGCCGGCUAUCUUAUUAAUAAUAGGUAUCCCGAACGAUAGUUUACAGUAUUAGGCUUUGUUUUAUAUUUGCGGGAAAGUACUUGCGCUCAUAUUUUAUUUUAUUGGUUUAACUGUAAGAUCUUUCAUUUUCAUUUUUUUUCGCCUUGUAUACGGCUGAUUUGGAGACUGCUCUUAUAAUAUAUCUCUUCCAUUGUGUCUAUGUAAUGUUUACAGCGAAAAUAAUUUUAAUAACAACCUCAAAAACAUCAAUUUACCAUCACGUAUUUAUUGUUAAAAUAUGAGUGUUGCCAUAUUUUCUUAAGUCAUCAUGUACAAAUUGGAUAUUAUAAGAUCAUUUGUUAUCUGUCAACAGUUGAAUAUUAUGAAAAUAAAAUCAAAUCAAAAGAU
This is a messenger RNA of Ostrinia nubilalis (European corn borer), 5138 nucleotides long. It is a transcript of the gene rl, whose product is annotated as mitogen-activated protein kinase 1. Bases 289 to 1383 code for a protein of 364 amino acids. The record is from RefSeq and is a predicted model, not a curated record. Gene Ontology annotation, molecular function: MAP kinase activity; ATP binding. Gene Ontology annotation, cellular component: cytoplasm; nucleus. Gene Ontology annotation, biological process: protein phosphorylation; intracellular signal transduction. The transcript has 8 exons. NCBI's taxonomy places the organism in Eukaryota, Metazoa, Arthropoda, Insecta, Lepidoptera, Crambidae.